This is a messenger RNA of Saimiri boliviensis boliviensis (Bolivian squirrel monkey), 4364 nucleotides long. It is a transcript of the gene RWDD2A, whose product is annotated as RWD domain containing 2A. The record is from RefSeq and is a predicted model, not a curated record. NCBI's taxonomy places the organism in Eukaryota, Metazoa, Chordata, Mammalia, Primates, Cebidae. Gene Ontology annotation, molecular function: protein binding.
ACUUCGCCGCCGGUCGCGCGCAGCUCGCGCCUGAGGAACUGCGGCUGCGGUUCCGAGCGGGCUCUGGGGCUGUUUCCAUUGAAUGACCUGGAAGGCUCUCGGUGCAAAGCGUUCCUGCAGACCUGCUUCCACGUAAAGGGACCUUCGGGAAAUUUCGCUGGACACCGCUGGCAUUGACAAACCCAGCGUCCCUGGGCCUUGUGAGGUUUUCAGGCAGGUUGAUUUCGAGGCGACAUGUCUGCUUCAGUGAAAGAAAGCCUUCAGCUUCAGCUACUGGAGAUGGAAAUGCUGUUUUCUAUGUUUCCUAACCAAGGAGAAGUAAAACUUGAAGAUGUAAAUGCCCUGACGAAUAUAAAGAGGUAUUUGGAAGGCACAAGGGAGGCGCUGCCACCAAAAAUCGAAUUUGUAAUUACACUCCAGAUUGAGGAGCCCAAGGUAGGUGCCCGGAUUUAAGUGUUUGCCAGGUGCGUAGUUUUUAAUGGAAACAUCUGGAAUAUGCGCUUUCUGUCAAGGAAAUAGAAAUAUUCAAGGUGUAUUAUUUCCUUGUUUGAAAGUAAGAUAUGGAAUGCCCUAUAAAUUGUUUUCAGUUAAAUAUCUUGAAUUUUAUAUAAACAUACACACCUUUUAACAAACACAUCUGGAGUUUUUAUUGAAGCUAUCUUGCAGUCUUAUAAUGCCAUUAUUAUUUUGUUCACUCAUCCAGUUGGACUACCUUUCACAUGUAUCGUGAUUUUCCUAAAUCUAAGUAUCGCCUGUAACAAAACUGGCUUUUAAGGAGUGAAUGAGUGUUUUUUUAUGGCACCAUAACAAAGAAAGCAAAUAUACCGAUGAAAAAUCUAAAGACUAAAAAUGAAUUUACCUCCAUCUUCUGAUCCAUUUAUCUCCAGCAACAUUAGCAUAGCAUAGGUAACACGUGGACUGGGCAAUUGAGAACCACUGUUUUAGCUGUUUCCUACUCAUCCUUCAGUUGCCAUUCUCUCAGAGGAGACUUCCUGGUUCCCCAGAAUGGAAUCUGUCCUGCUGGUUACACACUUCAGUGGAACCCUCCACUUUUCCAUGGUAAUGCUUCUCAUAAUUGAAAUUAAAUACUUGCUAUGUGUAAUAAUUAUUUAAUGUGUGUCUCCUUCACUAGGCCCUGGACUUCAUGAAGGGCAAAGAUAGAGUCUGGCUUACUCAUUUUUUUAUCCCAGCACAAAGGCACCUGGCACAUGUAGGUGUUCAGUAAAUAUUGAAAGAAGGAAUGCAUAAAAGGAAGGAGUCGUGUAUGUAAGGUGAAAAUUGAUUUGCAAGUGACCAUGCCUCACAGCUACCCCUAUGUAGCAUUGCAGCUGUUUGGACGGUCAUCUGAACUUGACAGACAUCAGCAGCUACUUCUCAACAAAGAUCUCACUUCUUACAUAGGGACUUUUGAUCCAGGUGAGCUCUGUAUAUGUGCAGCAAUCCAGUGGCUACAGGACAACAGUGCAUCCUAUUUCCUGAAUAGAAAGCUUGUGUAUGAACCAUCUACACAAGCAAAGCCAGUCAAGAACACAUUCCUCCGAAUGUGGAUCUACAGUCACCAUAUAUAUCAGCAGGACCUAAGGAAAAAGAUUUUGGAUGUUGGGAAAAGGUUAGAUGUGACUGGAUUUUGCAUGACAGGAAAGCCUGGUAUAAUCUGUGUGGAGGGUUUUAAAGAGCACUGUGAGGAGUUCUGGCAUACAAUUAGGUACCCCAAUUGGAAGCACAUUUCCUGUAAGCAUGCUGAAAGCGUGGAAACGGAGGGAAAUGGCGAGGACCUGCGCCUUUUCCAUUCUUUUGAAGAAUUACUCCUUGAGGCCCAUGGUGACUAUGGAUUAAGGAAUGACUAUCACAUGAAUCUGGGCCAGUUCUUAGAAUUUCUCAAGAAGCACAAAAGUGAGCAUGUUUUUCAGAUACUAUUUGGUAUUGAAAGCAAAAGUUCAGACUCGUAAAAAGCUUUUAAGAGGCCUUUGUAAUUUCACUAAGUCAGUGUUUCUGUUAAUAAGACCAAAAUAAAAAGGCUGGUGGCUGUGUAGCAUCCUCAAUGCAGAACCUAGCUCCAGAAUUUUCACCUGGUAAUGAAUUUCAACUGACAGUGAAAUGAACAGGCCUUUAAACUUGAUAACAGUGCAAUUGUGAUGUUAUCUCUAGGUUCUUGUGUUAAGUCAUUCAAAAACUAUUUCAUUAUAAAUUAGUAAAAACAAUCCAUUUAACCUCUGAAGCUGAUUUGAUUGAUGAGGAGUCCAAAGCCCAUAGCUAACUUCAAAAAUCAAACUCCAGUUACGAAUCCAAAAAUAUGAAUAGCACUUCUGUUUCACAUUGCUAGCACACAUGUGACACACCCACUUGUCUUUCAUUAUUGGAAAUCAAGUUUAAAAUGAGAACAGAAAGGAAGGACAUGUUUACUUCAUUUCUUACUUUAAACUCCUAUUUCGAGUGUUUUAGUAAAACUAGAUCCUAACAGCAGUGGCAAAGGACUCAGAAAUGAAGUCCCAGGAGUUAUAAAGAUGACUCACAAUGCUAUGUAUUCUUCUUCUGGCUGUUUGUAUCAGUUAAUGACACUAGCAACGUCGAUACCAGUAUUCUUAGCUUAAUUCUUAUACACAAAAGAUAAAUACAUGGUUCUUUGUCUACGAAGUAUUCCUUUUUCAAUCAAGUCUUUGCCUGUGUGCCAGUAUGCAUUACUAUACAGGAUGAGAGAGUGUUGAGGGGACCAGUGUGGAUGUCUGUAUCAUUGCAUAUGGGGAAAAAAAUCUAAUUCUACAGGUAGGUGGUGUUAACUGCCAUCUUCUCUGAAAAUUCCAAGCUCCACAGGCUUCACCAGGCUUUUCAAAAUGAGAGUUUAUUUUAAUGAUAAAUACCCCUAUUUAAGUAGCUCUUGCCAAACCUUUUCAUUACCAGGUAUCCAUCCCUCCCCAAGUAUUUCUGUGAGUCUCCUGUGCUAAGAGAUGUCCUGAGCAGCCUCCACAGCUUUCUCCAUUUCUGUGGUCUCUGUAGGUACUGCUGCCCUUUGCCGGGAGGCAUUCCAUUCUCCUACUAGGUCCCCUCAAGAUGCCAAAGCUGGGUGUUGGGAUUUAGGAAGAUGCAGGGCAACACCUCACUCUCCAUCCUGUGACACAUCCUGUUAGAUGUCAGACAGUGCUGCUUGUGCUGGGGAGCCUACAGGACUCCUGAUGAAACUACCUUCUGGUUUUACCCUCUGUGCCGUGGAUGCAGACAUGUCAUCUUGGGCUGCAGAGAGGACAUGAUGGACCAGAAAGCCCUAUGCCCAGGAGGUCUUAGAACUGGGUCCACUUUGUACUGCCUCGUUCUUCUUAGGUCACAAUGAGUUUCCUCUCAGGGCACAAUUCAGAUCUUCAAGCCAUGGCUCACUGUGGGCCAGCCCUGCCCUGCCAGGUCCUUCAUCUUGCCAUUCAUGUUUCCAUCCUAGCCUUGGUUGUGCUGGAACUCAGGCUGGAGCCUCACACUUUGCCUAUGUGCAAACAAGAAAUAGGACUUACAUUGCCAAAGAAUUAUUUCUUAAUGUUUGCCAGUACUAAAAACAAAGUAUAGGAAUCUUUUUUCCCACAGUCUUUGCAAAACUAUCAAUAAGUAUACUUAGCAUUUACAAGUUUUCAGGCCUUCAACAGAAGUAACUCCAUUAACUUUAUUCCUUUGAAAUGAAUCAGUAUGCCAUCUACCUACCUAAUAGAGGUUUUUUUUCCAGAUUACAUGAGCAAAAGUAGCUACAGAAAGAUAAGUGUAAAGUAAAAGACAUUCUAGGUUAUGAACCCUACUGCUUCUGGAGCUAUUUCUGAGAUUUUUCAGAACCUACUCUUAUAAGCCUAAUUUGAGCAUUCUGUAAUACAUUUUUCCUAUCAGGAAUACUAAUUCAGAUAGUAUUAUGGGGAAGUGUAGGUUUUAUAGAAAAAAAGUACAUGUCUAAUUCAAAACUCAUCUUUCUAUGUAUAGGAGACUGCUGGUUGUUGGCACAGCCUGAUAUGAGCACAUACAAAAUGUCCGGCAUUCCCCUCCCCCCUUCCCCUACACACACUGCUUAUUUUGGGAAACUGCCCCUUCUGUGUGUUAUUUGGGAAAAAGUGAUAGGAAUCAAGUUGUCCUCUGGCAGCCUUCUGGAGAGAUGGCUGUGAGCUCUUGCUGCUGAAGCCUCUAGUGCCACCCUAAUUUCUGGCCUACUACUGAAUGCUCUGCUGUUCGGCACCUCCUUUAAACGACUCAGCAUCGGUCUCUAUUGUUUGUAACUUAUGAAUCUGGAUAUUCUAUAUAUUAUAUUUUUAAAUGGUUGUUUGGAAAAUGUGCUCAUUUAUAAAAAAAGUUGCAAUGUCUUUUUAAAGUUUGCUGAAUUAAAUCAAGCAUAUCGUCAAGUA